UUUCCACUGUCUGUCAAUCAAUCGGUCGCUACUCAUGGGUUAGCUAAGCGUCAACUUUCGUUGUGUGUGCGUGUUUGGGGCCAAACAUGUCUUCGAAAGUGAACAAUCAGCACCGCAAUUCAAGUGCACAGUCAGCCGAACGCAAGGAGGAGCUAAACAAACAGAUCAACGAGCAAACGGUGGUUGUGGACGAGCUAUCCAAUUUGAAGAAGGACAGAAAUGUAUAUGUCCAGCAGAGGAACAGCAACAUCUUGUUUUUGGCGGACAGAGGGCAGACGUUGAGUUCAUGCAAGAAGAAGCUGGACAGCCUGACCAAGGAGUUACAGGACAUGUGAAGCUGAGCAAUUGUGCAAGCAUGUGUGGCAUCUUCUGUCUUGUGAGUCCAGCAUCCUCUCCUUUCACAUGGGACAACGACAUCGAGGAACUUUUAAA
Molecule: messenger RNA, 432 nt
Organism: Syngnathus acus (greater pipefish)
Lineage: Eukaryota; Metazoa; Chordata; Actinopteri; Syngnathiformes; Syngnathidae
Product: ASNSD1 upstream open reading frame protein-like
Exons: 4
Coding region: 87-335 (82 amino acids)
Source: RefSeq, a predicted model, not a curated record